Hippopotamus amphibius kiboko is the source of this 852-nucleotide messenger RNA. RefSeq names its product ribosomal protein L7 (gene RPL7). The transcript is spliced from 7 exons. The coding region runs from base 40 to 786 and encodes 248 amino acids. NCBI's taxonomy places the organism in Eukaryota, Metazoa, Chordata, Mammalia, Artiodactyla, Hippopotamidae. Gene Ontology annotation, biological process: maturation of LSU-rRNA from tricistronic rRNA transcript (SSU-rRNA, 5.8S rRNA, LSU-rRNA). Gene Ontology annotation, cellular component: cytosolic large ribosomal subunit. The record is from RefSeq and is a predicted model, not a curated record. Gene Ontology annotation, molecular function: structural constituent of ribosome; RNA binding.
AGCGCGCAUGCGCUGCCUUUCUCUUUCCGGGCUGGAACCAUGGAGGGUGCAGAAGAAAAGAAAAAGAAGGUUCCUGCUGUGCCAGAAACUCUUAAGAAAAAGCGAAAGAAUUUCGCGGAGCUUAAGAUCAAGCGCCUGAGAAAGAAGUUUGCUCAAAAGAUGCUUCGAAAGGCAAGGAGGAAGCUUAUCUAUGAAAAAGCUAAGCACUAUCACAAAGAAUACAGGCAGAUCUACAGAACUGAAAUCCGAAUGGCUAGGAUGGCAAGAAAAGCUGGCAACUUCUAUGUACCUGCGGAACCCAAAUUGGCUUUUGUCAUCAGGAUCAGAGGUAUUAACGGUGUGAGCCCAAAGGUUCGAAAGGUGCUGCAACUUCUUCGACUCCGUCAGAUCUUCAAUGGCACCUUUGUGAAGCUCAACAAGGCUUCAAUUAACAUGCUGAGAAUCGUGGAACCAUACAUUGCAUGGGGGUACCCAAACCUGAAGUCAGUAAAUGAAUUGAUCUACAAGCGUGGUUAUGGCAAAAUUAACAAGAAGCGAAUUGCCCUGACAGAUAACGCGUUGAUUGCUCGAUCUCUUGGCAAAUAUGGCAUUAUCUGCAUGGAGGAUCUUAUUCAUGAGAUCUAUACUGUUGGAAAACGUUUCAAAGAAGCAAACAACUUCCUGUGGCCCUUCAAAUUGUCUUCUCCACGCGGGGGAAUGAAGAAAAAGACCACUCAUUUUGUAGAAGGUGGAGAUGCUGGCAACAGGGAAGACCAGAUCAACAGGCUUAUUAGAAGAAUGAACUAAGGUGUCUACCAUGAUUAUUUUUGUAAUCUGGUCAGUUAAUAAACAGCGACUGCUUUCAAAUUGAAA